Molecule: messenger RNA, 4917 nt
Organism: Dufourea novaeangliae
Lineage: Eukaryota; Metazoa; Arthropoda; Insecta; Hymenoptera; Halictidae
Gene: xmas
Exons: 3
Coding region: 1-4857 (1618 amino acids)
Biological process (GO): mRNA export from nucleus
Cellular component (GO): transcription export complex 2; cytoplasm; nucleus
Molecular function (GO): nucleic acid binding
Source: RefSeq, a predicted model, not a curated record
AUGGAACGUAAAGAAAAUAUGCAACGCAGUGCAAUUGUAACAGAAUCUGCAGCUACAAAAACAUUUAUAUUUUCUGCACCAAACGUACUUAGUCAUCCUAAAGUUAAUAGUGCUGACGUGAGUCUAGAAGAAGCAUCAGAUACAUCUAAUAUUAAGAAAAAUGUUUUUACUUUUGCUACACCAACAGCAGUGUCACAAUCAAGUAUUCAGGAUAUACCUAUUUAUAAAUCAAGAAUAUCUGAAAAACAAUAUAAACCUAAAAUAUCUAGACACCCAUUUAAGCCAGCAGUUAAUGUAUUUGCCCAAGCACUUAAAGAUACUACAAUGUUUGAGCAAUUGAAGAAGAAUUCUAAAUCUCAAGUUAUUAGAGGUAGCCCAGAAAAUUCAAUAACAUGCACCAAUGUACCUCAAUCUUUACUUACAAAAACAACAGCAAAAGAAUACUUUAUGAUGUUUGGAAAUCUUUUCAAAAUUACUAUUCGUCUUAAGAAGCAAAUAAUCAUUGUUACUUAUGCAACCAAAGGAGAAGCCACUAUCGCUUAUAAUAAAAGUGGAGAAUAUUUAGGAGAAAAAUUUAAUGUAGAAUGGACCAAAUCUUGUGCAUUACCCAAAUCUCCUACAAAGAAGAAAGAUUUCCAGAAAAAUAUUGUAACUAACUUUUUGAAAUCACCAGAGGAUGAAAUUAAAUCAGAGUUAGAUGCUAUGAUGAAUCUAGAAUAUAAUAUGCAUAAUGUUUGUAGAAAAAAUUUUGAUGGAACUGUGGUAGAAAAGAAAAAAGCACUGCAGUCCAAAAGUACAUCGAAGUCGAUAACUAGAGUGGAAAAAGCAUCUGUAAAAUCUGAGAAACACAAAGCAGACAGUCAAAUAUCGGAUCUCUUACCUAAUGCUACUAUUGAAGAAUUGCAAAAUAUAAUUCGUCAACCUGCACAUACCUCUGAAGAUAAAUAUAACAUAUUAGAAGCCAGAGAUCGACUCAUGCGAACUAAGCAAAUUAAGUCGCAUACACUAGCAGCAGCUAAAGUUAUGAUUGGUACAUGUUCCGAUAUGUGCCCUGAGAAAGAGCGUUUAAUACGUGAAUCUAAUAGGCAACUAUCAUUAUAUGAACAGCUUGAUGGCAGUGAAUACAAAAUAAAUCAUGCAUUAGCAGUAAAACAGUAUUCUAGAUCUUCUGCCGAUCAAGAAGAACCAAUGGCACAUGAACUGAGACCUGUAAAAUCUUUAAAGAUGACAAUGAGUUAUUUGCUACAUGAAAUAGCAAAUCUUUGUGAUGAAGAAGGAACAAAUUUGGGAGAUUGGUAUCAUUUCUUAUGGGAUAGAACAAGAGGAAUUCGAAAAGAUAUAACACAGCAAGAACUGUGUUGUACAGAUAGUGUUGAAUUGGUUGAACAAUGUGCUAGAUUUCACAUAGUAUGUUCUGAAAGACUCUGUGCUGAAGAACCAUCUGUAUUUGAUAAGAAAAUAAACUCUGAUAAUUUAACAAAGUGUUUACAGACAUUGAAAUAUAUGUAUCACGAUUUGAGAGUAAAGGGAAUCAAUUGCAAGAAUGAACCUGAAUUUCGAGCAUAUAUCAUUCUAUUGAAUUUAAAUAAUAGCAAUUUUAUGUGGGAUUUGCAAAGAUUGCCAAAAAGUGUGCAAAGAUCAUCAGCAGUUCAGUUUGCACUAAAAGUAUACUCUGUUCUGGAGUCAAAUAAUUAUUAUAAAUUCUUUAAACUUGUUCAGAAAACCACAUAUUUAAAUGCUUGCAUCUUGCUUAGGUAUUUCAAUCAAGUAAGAUUAAAGGCAUUAUCAGUUAUGGUGAAAGCCUAUUGCAGAACAACAUCAACAGCAUAUCCAUUAUAUGAAUUACUUGAUAUUUUAGGUUUUGAAGAUGAAGGCGAAGCUAUUUACUUUUGUGAACAAAUAGGAUUAAAUGUUUCAAAGGAUGAGCUGCAUGUACUAUUAAAUAGACAAAAUUUCUCUAUGCCUGUAUUAAAUAUUAAGCAAAACAGAGCUUAUAAUGUAAUAGAAUCUAAACGAAUUAUGGAACAAUCAUCCAUUGGCGAAUGCAUAGCAGGAAGAAAAAUGCCAGAACAAACUUACAAAUAUCAUAAGCCACACAACAGUUUUGAUUCCCAUGGUUAUUUAAUGCCUGACUCUGUUAAUGCAGAAGAUCAAAAUAAAAAUGAUAUUUGUAAACCAAACGAUCCAUAUGAAUAUACAGAUGAAGAUACAAUGCAAACUAAAAGGUCUGUCUCAGUUCCAGAAAACAAUCAGAGUAAAACUCAAACUGCAGUCCACAAUAGUGAGUCUAGAAAUUCAUUUGCUACAUCUGUCGCAAACAUUAAUCCUGAUGCAAAUAUCACUACACAUAGAAAGUCUAGAACAAAUAAUUUCUUUGCUUUCAAACCUCCAACACAAAUCAAUGAAUCUCAAGAACAUGUAAAUACAUUGUCAGAAUUAAAAGUAGAAAAACAAAAGGAUGCAAAAAUACUUAGUCUUGCACCAAAACAAGAAGAUACUGCAUUGAAUGCAAAUAGAACCUCUGAGUCCUCUUUUGGUAGCAUAUUUAGCACUACAUCAACAACAUCAAAAUCUUCUAAUGUAUUCUCAAAAGCAUGGGAACCACCAUCAUAUAACAAUAGUACUUCCCCAUUUGUAUCAUUUACAAACAAGAGUAUAUUUUCUGAAGUUUCGCAAGGAAAUGUAUUCACUAGAAAUGUUCCACCUUCAACAGUAUUUUCAAGUACACAAUCGAAUGUGCAAACUGUUCCAGAAUUAUCAAGUGUUACAAGUACUGCAACUACCUUCAAUAAAAAUAAAUUAAAAGAAGCACAAAGUUUUCCUACUCCUACAAAACAAGCACAAGAAGAAACAAAAGGUGGAAAUAUAAGAUACAAAGAAAAAGAAUGUUCAAGAAAAAUGCAACAAAUCAAUGAAAGUACAGAACAAAUUUUCCAUGAUCUUGAGACAGAAAUUGUAGAAACCUAUUGUUCUAAUUUUAUGACAGAGGAGAUUAAUAAAAUGAAGAUUUGCAAUACAUUGAGUGAAGAUAUCAAGAACGAAAUUUUAACUGAAGUUGUUCAUCAAAUCUGCAGUAGUAUUUUACAAGAGGAAAUUAUUGAUACACAAAAAUUACAUGCACUCUCAAUAAGAAUAAAGGGUAGAAUAAUUGUGAAAUACUUCAAUAUAUGGAAAUCUAAUGUUUUGAAAAAGAAACAACGGAGAGAAGCACUGGAUAGUACACCAGUGUGGUUGCAAAAGUAUUCCAGUGAACAAUGCGCAAAAUUACUUUAUUCCAAAAAACAGGAUUUAGUUAUUCAAAAUAUGUGUAAAAGACCAGGUGAACAGAAAGCUACUAGGUCUUAUAUUGAUUCUAUAGCUCCAAUUGAAGUUAUAAUUUCUAUGGGCAUCAAAGAAAAUUUGAAAUCUCCUAAGAUGAGUAUGCAUUCCAAUUACUAUUGGAAGUUAGUCAUUUCUUGGCCAGAUUUACACAAUAAGCCAGUUUUAUGGCAUCAUAAAAAAAUAAUGAAUCAGUAUCUCUGCCCUGACAACUAUACCACAGAACCAAUUAUAAAGAUGUGUCAAAUAAAUCAAUUUGAGACCUUACAUAUUUGUUUACGGCACUUUGAAGGUCUGAUUAGUGAUCAUAAUUUAGUAGGUUCAGAUAGUCUCCUUUUUAUAAAAUCUACUUCGGAGGACACAAAAUCUGUUAUGAAACGUUUAACUAAAACUAUAUUGUCAAGAGACAGACUUAUGCCAAUACCUCUAGCAUUUAUUGUCUUGGGUGAUAACAACUUCGACACACAGGAUGUGGAGAUUGUCUCGACAUUAGAGAAACUACUAAAAGCUAGAUAUUUAUCAGUAUAUACGAUUAUACAUGAGAAAGAUUUGAAUGAAAAAACAGUCUUAAAUAUGACACAAAGUGCAAUGCUUUGGUUGUCUAUGAAUAAACCACAUCAAAAUCCAUUAGAGAUGGAUUACUUACAAAAUAUUUGUGAUACUUGCUUAACAGAAGAAUUAUGGUUGAGAUUACAGGACGAUUCAUCCUUCAAUGAAAAACUUUUACAUGCUUUGAAUGAGCCCAGAUUUAUAAUUGAUUUACAUAACGAAGCAGUCACUUAUCUAAUGGAUAUAAUAUUAGAUCCAGAAUCUUUCAUGUACACACAAUUGGCUCCAGAAUUUAAAAGAUUCGUCAAAAACGAGUAUACGAUGCCCUGCAGCUACGAACACUUUGAUGAUACUUGGAAGACAGAAGAAUAUAAGGCAAAUAUAGAAAAUGUGAUCCUUUCUAUUAAGUUACCCCAGUGGAGCUUCACCUGGCCAUUAGAUAAUAGUAGCACACUUCAUAAAAAUAUAAUAACUUAUUGUCAAGAAGCAUUACUUGAUAUCGAUAGCAAUGAAGUAUCUUGGAGUCUAUUAAAUAGCUUACUUUUUACAUCUGACACGUUAACAGUUUCAAACUUUAUCGAAGUUUUGUUACACAUUGUUAGGAGGAAGAUACAUGGUAUUGAUAAAGACUUGAAAGUGGUUUACAAUAAAAAUCAUAUAAAACACUUUCGUACUUUACCGUGGUGGUUCAUAUCUAAUACAUUAAGGGAAUACAAAAUUGUACAAAAAGAAAUUCACAUACAAGAAAAUGAAAAGGAAAAUGAGAGAAUUGAUACAAACGAACCAAUUACAAAAAAGCGAAAAUUAUAUAAAGAUCAUGACAAUGAUUCUGAACUUGAUCCAUUAGUUGAAUUUUGUGAAACUAGCCAAAAUCAAAUAAUGGAGGUACAUUGCAUUUCAAAAAAGAUCGAAAAUUAUUUAAAGGCACAUCAACAGAAAAGUUCCUUAUUUGAAGAAAGGCUGAAAAAUGCCUUGUUCAAUGAAAUGUAAUGUAUUUAGAGACAUGUUAAUAUAAUUUAAUUUUUGACCGCUUGAAUGUUCUUAUUGACU